Stylonychia lemnae is the source of this 4269-nucleotide messenger RNA. NCBI's taxonomy places the organism in Eukaryota, Ciliophora, Spirotrichea, Sporadotrichida, Oxytrichidae. The record is from the annotation of a GenBank genome assembly.
AUGGAAAAUCAAGAAAAAAUAGGGAAAAAAGUAAUCAUACCAACUCUGAUCAAAGAUACAAGCGACAACAAAAAGCGCGAUGAUGAUGAAGAAGAUUUUAAUGAUUUAUUUUCCUCAUCUUCUUCAGAUGAAUCUACAAAUAAAGCAAAUGAGAAGUAAAAACAUUAAAUGACUAAUUAAGCGAAUGAAACACCUCCAACUUCAUCAACUAUUAACUCCUCAACAAAAAUAAAUAACUUGGCAUAAGUAAAUUCUAAGCUCCAAUCAUUAGAAACACCUCAUUACCAAAGCAACACUAGAGUAACAUAUGAGUAGUAUAGAGAACGGCAUCCGAAUGACUGCAGUCCUAGAAGAAUUCAAGAUAUGAAAACUCGAGAAGUUAAAGAAGAAAAUGGGAAAGGUCAAGAAGCAGAGAUAGAGGGGGAAGAUAUAGGAGCAGAAGCAAAUCGAAUUGAAGAAGAAAUGAUAGCUACUCAUCUUCAUCUAGAAGAAGAGAAGAUGACGAUAGAAGGUUUGGGAGUAGCAACAGUAGAUAUAAUGAUAAAAACUCGAGUAGUUCAAGAAGACGAAACUCACCAUCUUAACCUAGGGAAACCAAAGCAUUCAAAGAGAUAUGAUGUUAAAAGUGAUAAUGAAGAAUUUUACAAAAAACUCUUCAACAAAAUUGAGUCUAAGCCGGGAACUAAAUCUAUACACUAGAAAAUAAACGAAGCAAUAAAAGUAGCUUAGUAUUGCUAUCUACUAAAUGAAACUAAAUGGAAUGCUUUUGAUGAUGAGUUUUAUGUUAUUAAUAGAAGAUGGUUUGAUAAAUGGAAAAAUUUUGUAUCAUACGAUUAUAUUGUAAAUCAUGUAAUGAAUCUCAAUAAACCAAUGAAAGACUUAUCUAUUAACAAGAUUUUAAACAGCGGAUGCUCCCAUCCAGGAGAUGUUACCAAUAAAUUUCUAAUAAUGGAUUAAAAAGACUUUUAUCAUCACAGAGUAGAUUUCACAAAUUACACUAAUUUUCCUAUUAAAGAAGAUUAAAAAUUAGAUAGAGAUUAUUUCAUCACAGCAAAAGGUGUUUGGAAAAUUCUUUAUAAUUCUUAUGAUGGUCUUGAAAUAGUUCGAUUUUCUAUAGCUAAAGAUAAGAUAGGCAAGGCUUAUAGAGAUGCUCUUCUCCCAAAAGUCAAAAUAGCUCUAAUGAGAAGGGGAGAAAAACUCAAAUAUCCCAAAUAAUUAAAUUUGCAAAGAAAGUAGAAGUUUAAAGAUUUAAAAGUACAUCUUAAAAAUAUCUUUUAGUUUUUAACAGACACUAAUCUAACAGAUAUAAGACUAUGGCUAUUCUCAGACGAAGAAAUGGGUCUUGACGAGUUUUUGGAGUCGUAUAAUAAUCCUGAUGGCAUUGCUGGCAAUCUGACACAUACUUUCGAGUUUCCAGGACAUAGCUUAGAAAAUAAACUUGAAUGCUUUAUAGAUGAGUAUAAAUCAGUUUAAACUAAUAAAACAGUUUUCAUUGAAGUUAAGAGGUCUGGUCAUUAAUGGAUUUUUAAUCUAGAGUCCAGAGACUAGAGCAAAUUUUAUCAUCCUACUGAAAGUGAAAUAUGGAAACUACAAUAUAUGCUCAACGAUAUGGAUGAUAGAGAUACAUUUUUUGACUAUAAUUUCAGUUACAAUCUUUAUUGGAAAAAUAGAAAUCACACUAUAAGAGAUUAUUUUGAUCAAUCAUACCAGGAUAUCAACCUUUAUGAAGAGUUUGUUUAGAUGUACAAUAAUCUUAAAGAUUCGAGAUAGAUUAUGGACUAAGGAGACAAUAAAAGAUAAUCUCAUUCAGUUUCUUCGACAGAAAAUAAAUGUGGAUUCUGUGGCAAAAUUAAAUCUCCUAUGCUAGAAAGCUGCUUGAUAUGCAAUGGUGUAAAGUAUUGCAAUUUGGAUUGCAAGCAAAACGAUUAAAAAUUCCAUUAAAAGACAGUUUGUGACAAAUAUCUUAAGAAUUAGGCUAAAGCUGCUCUUAAAGAAUAACAAAGAGAACAAUAAAGAGAGAAAAAACUUUAAUUGCUCUAAUAAAAAGCAAAAUUAAAGAAAAAAUAGAAGAGAGUAUAUGAUAAUUUCAAUGAACUUGAGUCUGAUGAAGAAUGGCAUGGCUCAGAGGAUGAUUUAGAAAAUACAAUUUUCUCUGGUCAAUCUAAAAGAGCAAGGAGGGGAGAAAAUUCUUAAUCAUAAAAAGUAGCUAAUGAAGAUUCAAAUAAAGAAAAUUCAGAGGAAAAUAAAAUUAACAUGGAAGUAGAAGUUGAGGAUGACUAAGAAUCUGAGUUAAAGGAUAAAAAAUCUGACUUUAACAACACUUAAACUGAAUCCGUAUCUUCCAAAGAAUCAGAUUCCUAAUCUCAUAAAAGGAGGAUGAAAAUGGUAUAAAAAUAGCAUAUCAAGUAAAUGAGAGGUCGGCCUUAAGCAACUAAAGCACCUGUAAGUAGAAAUCUAAAAUAGAAAGAGUAAGAAUCGUCAUCAUCCUCCAGUACUGAAUCUGAACCUGAAGAAAGUUAAGCCUCGUAAUCAAAUGAAGGCGAGGAGAAAGAAAGUUAAAAAGAACCAGAGAAAGAGCUUACACUAAGCUAAUAAAUCUCAAGAUUUUCAUAUAAUGAUCACAAAUUUAUAAUAGGAAAUGGUAUCAGUAAUAUUGGCAAUAAUUGCUAUAUGAAUUCCAUUAUUCAAGCUUUAGCAAUGAAUAUCAAACUCAAAAUGAAAUUAUAAUAAUAUUCCAAUGUAGAAAAUUUAGAAAUUUAAAAGCCAAUAGUUUUCAGCUUGUUGAAAAUUUUUAAUGAGAUCAAAGUUCCUUCUGGAGGAAUACAGACCACUAUAAAUCCUACUUAUUUCAAACUAGCUCUGUCAUUAAAGAGUGAUUUAUUUAAAGGGAAUGAUUAAUUUGAUGCCUAGGAAUUUCUUUCUUAUUUCCUUUUUGAAGGAAAACUUAAGCAAGAAAUAAGAUGCAAGAGUUGCAAUUUUGUCUCAACAACAAUAGAAAAUUUUAACUACUUGAGUCUACCAAUAGAAUUUCAGAGUGAUAAAUCUAAUUAUACGAGACUCCGUAUCAUCUAUAUCUUCGAUAUUGAUAAGUUCAAAAAAUAUGAAAUUCUCUUCAAGCCAGCUUAAUAUCUUUACAAAAAUGUAUUCGAAAGAGUAAAGAAUAAAAUAUCCCAGGAUAGGAAAGAACUUAAAUCUGGUAAAAAAACAUUUAUCAUGGUAGAUCUUAAAGAUAGUUGCGAACUCGCAUCAGUUUUGAUGGGAGAAAAUAUGCUUUUAACUUUUGGUGAAAAUAAGGAAUUUACCACUUAUGCAUAUGAAGUAUAUAAAUGUAAUGUAGAGAAAUUACUUCCAAUAAAUUUUCUACAUAUUACGAAAGAGGAAUAUGAUUUCCAGAAUAGAAGAUAAGCAUAUGAAGAUAUAUUCUUUGGACCAGAUUCUGAACAGCCUUAUAGUCUCUAUUUGCUAAUGAAGGAUCACACCAGGGUUAAACUAGACAUGAGGCAAAAUAAAAAAUUAUUCAAGACUUAUGAUUUAUCGUCUGUUAUAAGAACUGAAAUAGAAUUUAAUAUGGCAGCAGAUUUUUAAAAAAUGAGAGAAGAAUUUAAUAAGAUUUAAGAGUAAGGACUUCCUGAAAAAGAAACAAAAAAUGAGAUAAGGAAACUAGAUCUUGAAACUUGCAUAAAAAACUUUGCUAAGCCAGAGUUAAUUACUGGGAAUUAAUGGCUAUGCCAAUAAUGUUUAGUCAAGAGAGACUGUGUUAAAUUCACAUAUCUUUAGAAGGAGCCAGAAUCAUUGAUAAUACAUUUAAAGCGUUUUAAUGUUGAUCCAAUAACAUUUUAGAGGAAAAGACUAGAGCACAUUAUUAAAUUUCCUACGAGCAAGUUCAAAUUUUCUAAGGUGUUUCAUGAAGGAAGUGGAGUAAAGAAUAUGGACGGUAUUUAAUUGAAGAAAUACACUUUAUAAGCAGUUGUUCAGCAUAGAAAUGGCAUAAUGGGUGAUGGAGGUCAUUAUGUUACUUACUGUAGAGAUGAAAAGGAAAAAUAAUGGUAUCUUUAUGAUGAUAGUAAGGUAUAAAAGCUCAAUCCAGAUCGUAAAAAGGAAGAAAUAAUCAAUUCUAACAGCUAUUUACUCUUUUACAGAAUAAAAGAUGAGGAUGAAAGAAGUGAUACCACUUAUAACAGCACGAGCAACAGUGCAAAUAAUACAACAACCAAUACAAAUACGACUAUAAAUAAAUAAAAAUAGAAAAAAAGAAAAAGAAGAUGGUGA